Messenger RNA from Trametes versicolor FP-101664 SS1, 1071 nucleotides. RefSeq lists its product as uncharacterized. Lineage: Eukaryota; Fungi; Basidiomycota; Agaricomycetes; Polyporales; Polyporaceae. The coding region runs from base 1 to 1071 and encodes 356 amino acids. The transcript has 7 exons. The record is from RefSeq and is a predicted model, not a curated record.
AUGCGCAUACAUGGACCAGAACUCACUGUCAGCCAGGCGGUAUCACUGGGGCUGAUCAUGUGUGCUGCCCCGACCCCCAAGGAGGCCAUUGCGCUCUCUGCAGCGUUGCAAGGAUGCGAGCCGGCCGUCAGGGACCGGUACCACAAGGUCGCCAAGUGGCUGAUCGACAUGGUCCCGUUUCUGUCAAAGAUCCUGCCCCUCCUGAGCAACGAUGCCCAAGUGCUUGCUCUUCUAGGCACCUUUGUGGACUACCAUGUGCACCAGGGGUGUGCGUCCGAUAUUGGAUCAAUCAAGGAGAAUAUGAGCAAGUGGAUCCCCACUAUCAAAGUCCCGCAGAUGGAUGCCCCCCCAGUUGUUGUCAGCCCGAACACGAAGGAAGGCAUAUUUGAUAAAGACCGGGCAAACUGGGGCUGGAACAUGCCGCACAGCUUCCUCGAGGGCCUAAAGAACAGCAACAUCAACAUGGAUCACAAGGGGUUCCUGGCAUUCUGUUACGCGCUCACGGGGAAGGAAGUCAGCUUGGACCCAAAGGAUUUCCUCAAUGGUCUCUUUGAGGGCCUCCUCCUCCUCAGUGCGUACAGGUGCGUAUGGACAAGCCCCGAGUCCUCGAUCAGGCCACCUAGGUGGGGAGGAUGUCGACGUGCUUCAAUCUUGCGAGCCAGUGGGAUCAACACCAUUGACAGCGGUAAAAUCGCAUACAUUGUGUGCCUGGUACGCCACAUUCUCUCUUCGAAGUCAAUGUGGUACCAUCAAAACCCGGCCGUCUUCGACACAGGCCUGUUCUACAAUAGGAUUGUCAAGCUGUUCGAGUAUAAGGCAUUCGCAACUCCUCUCCUCAGGCUAUACCAAAAGUGGGUCUAUGGGACACACUACGCCGUCCAGGAUGCAGCAGACGACGACUCCAAUGAGUUCGACCAAGCCAUGGCCUAUCUCCAGAACAAUGCGACCACCCUCAGCCAGGCCGACACUUUCGAGUACGACACUGCCGUCGCUGCUGCAGACACUGCCGAUGCUUACAAUGCCGCCGCCGCCGCCAAGCUCCUCCACCGCAACACCACUGUCACCCCCUAG